CAUUAAAUAGACCAACAGCAAUGUCAACAACAACUGCAAAUUUGAAUGGAAAUUUAAUGAAAUUUAAAACAAUCAACGGUGAUAAUCAUGAUGGUGAUAAUCACGUUAGUUGCAGUGGACAAUUGUUAUCAACAUUUUCAACAACAUCAACUAAUAAACAUUGUCAAAUAGUUCAAAUGGCCAAAACAUUUCAUAAUAACGGUAAUGAUAAUGACAAUCAAAGUAUUUUGGAUAAAAAUAUCGUACAUUAUCCACCACCACCACCACCACAUCAUCAUCAUCAUCAUCAUUUAAUACAUUGUACAAAUCAUAAUGAUAAAAUGAUUGAAGGAAUCAACCAAGAUGAUGAAAUGAAAUUAUUACCACAUCCUCAUCAUUCUUUUCAUACAAAUCAUUCUUCGGAUUACCACCAUCAUCAAAAUCAUCAUCAAAUAAACAUAACAACAUUACCAAGAUUAAAAACAUCGAAAACAUUAAUAAAUUGCUCUUGUUGUUGUGGUGGUUGUGGUUGUUGUGGUUGUCAUCAUCAUCAAAAUGAACAUCCAAAUCAUCAUCAUGGAUCAUAUUUAGAAUUAACAACACAACAAUCGAUUGUAUCGAAACCAUCACCAUCGAUUAUCAAUAAUAAUAAUCAUCAAAAUCAAAUCGAUUAUUUAUUACAUCAUCCACAACAACAACAACAGCAACAACAAUAUAAUCCUGGUUUAUGUACAGAAUUAUUACCGAUGACCAUAAUGAAUUCAUCAUUACCAAAUAAUGAUAAUAAACAAUAUUCACAUGUACAAAUCUGUCCAUCACCACCAUCACAAUUAUCAUCAUCAUCACCAUUAUCAACCAUAACACAGAUUGAUGAUUAUCAUCAUCAUAAUCAUCAUCAACAGCAUUUGGUUCCUGAAGAGCUUACCGUUUAUAUAACCGAAGAUAAUCCAACGAUGAAUCCAAUGAUAAUCGAUGGUAAUCAUCAUCAUCAUCCGCUACAACUUCAUCAAGAUGAACAGAAUUUUCUUGCUAUAAACAAUUUAACCGAUCAACAACAACAACAACCAGAAUUACAUAAUAAUUCAUUUAUCUUAACAUCAUCAUCUCAAUCAUCAGCAGCAUCAUCAUCAACGAAUGAUCAAUCGGUAGUGAUAACAUCAGCAGAUUUGGUACCAAAAAUAGCAACAACAACAGCGACACCUGUUAUGAAAAAUUCUCAAUUACAUAAUAAUACAAUGAUGUUAACAACAACACCAAUACGACAAGUAUCAAAUUUCCGAACAACAUCUAUGAAUGGGAUGUUGAUAUCGGAUCAAUCAAUGAUAAUGGCCACCAACACCACUGCAACAACAACAACAACAGCUAUAACAUCAUCACCAUCAUCAUCAAUACAAUUACAACCAAAAUCGGCAAUUAAAGUACGAUUUGUUGAAUGAUUCCAGCAAAUUGUUUUCGGAAAUUGUCUAAAAAUAAUGUUAAAUUUUUCUAUUUA
Messenger RNA from Dermatophagoides pteronyssinus (European house dust mite), 1471 nucleotides. RefSeq lists its product as uncharacterized. The record is from RefSeq and is a predicted model, not a curated record. NCBI's taxonomy places the organism in Eukaryota, Metazoa, Arthropoda, Arachnida, Sarcoptiformes, Pyroglyphidae.